AUGCCCACAACACCCCCGCCGCCACGCCCGUCAUUUUGUGCCACAGCGCAGGCCCAGAACGUCCAUGCGCUCACUGUGCGCCCACAGAACAAGAUGGCGGCGGUCACGUGGGGGGGGAAGGCCCUCCCCAUCCCCCCGCAGUUCCCGGCCGCCGCGUGGUCACUCCCGAGACCAACCCCAACCCAAGUCACUCCGCCGGCCCCUCCGGCCACUCCUCGUGCCGGGGAACAGGGCGCCGGCAUGCCACCAAACCAAAAAAGUUUCACCUCCAAGCCCGGGACCCGCCCGCCUCGAAGGAGCCCGAGCCUACGUGGCCGAGGCCGCUCCCCUCCCCACCCGCACGCCUCGCUCUAA
Pipistrellus nathusii (Nathusius's pipistrelle) is the source of this 354-nucleotide messenger RNA. The record is from the annotation of a GenBank genome assembly. Lineage: Eukaryota; Metazoa; Chordata; Mammalia; Chiroptera; Vespertilionidae.